AAAUCUCUAACUGUGUUAUUGUUGUAUGUUUUAAUAAAGUAUAACACUACAGAGUGCUAUUUUUCUUAUUUUAAAAACAGACGAUGGGGUGCUUUUGUUGUUGUCGUUCUUGUUGUUUGUGGGGCUGGAAGGUAUUCAUUACAUUUAUAUUAAUUUCAGUGAGGAAAAGUGAGAUGAGAUAGUCGUGAUUUUAUUUGAGUCGUUAUGUCCUUUCCCGAAACAAAUCCCGUCCAGGCUUUUCCGCCGCGAUCCUCCGCCACACUAGGGAGCAGCAUUUAGUCCAAUCCGCCGGUUUGAACUGACAAGCAGAACAAGCCGUUUGUCCCACCGGCGUUUUGUGAGUGGCAGAAGGUCGUCUGGAGCUGACUAGAAUUUGGCACCAAACGAGCGAAAUAAAUAGAGCCGACAAUUCCGCCGUAGUCGAUGACCAGGGACGAUGUGAGAGUGCGAGUGAUGUUUUGGCUUUAUGUCGCGCUACUUCGGACUAUUACGAUACCUCACUAGCUGGCUAAUGUUAGCUCGCACAUAGCUAGCAUCACUUGGACUCGUUACGUCGCCAGCUAGUCAUCGAAUGCUUCAUUUGGCGAGCGACACGUCUUACCUCUACGUGUUUGAAAAGCGGGCCCUAGCCCCCGUCUUUUUUUCCGGCCUACUUAGUGUGCUCCACACAGGUGUUGUCAUUUUGACACCGGGUGGCUGUUUUGAUGGCAGCCGCGACCACCGCCCGGAGGUUGCCCAUGGGUGUGCGGACUUUUAGCGACUAUCUCCAGGUUGCCGUCGUGGGCUCUCCUCGGUCUUGCCGCCCAGCGGUGCCCCGAAUGUGCACGCGACAAAAUAUCAGACAUUUGUCCUCAUGUGGCAUUUUGAUGACCAGAUCUCCCAAAGUGCUGUGCCUUCACGACUGGGACGCCAUGGCGAGUGUUCCCCAGAGCAGGAACUUCAUCAGCCUCACCAACAAGAGGAAGGAGUACUCGGAACGCAGGAUACUCGGGUACUCCAUGCUGGAGAUGUACGAAGUGGUGGCCAAUGUCGAUGACUACAAGCUGUUCGUUCCGUGGUGCAAGAAGUCUCAGACCGUGGCCAAGCGGGCGGGCCACUGCAAGGCCCAGCUGGAGGUGGGCUUCCCGCCCGUCGUCGAGCGCUACACGUCCAUGAUCAGCUGUGUGCGGCCUCACCUGGUCAAAGCCGUGUGCACGGACGGAAAGCUGUUCAACCACCUGGAGACUAUUUGGCGUUUCAGUCCCGGCAUUCCCGGCUACCCUCGCACCUGCACUGUUGACUUUUCCAUAUCCUUUGAGUUCCGUUCCCUGCUACACUCGCAGCUGGCCACCGUGUUUUUCGACGAGGUGGUCAAGCAGAACGUGGCCGCCUUCGAGCGCCGCGCCUGCAAGCUCUACGGCCCAGAGACUCGUAUCCCGCGAGAGCUCAUGUUCCACGAGGUCCAUCAAACGUGAUGUCCGUCCGCAAAACGCCCACCCUGCAUGAAGCUGCUGCUUAAGUCUCCCCGCCCGCCUCCCCGUGCUCCCCCGUCUACCUUUCCUGAGGGACGUAGUCCAGCGAGUUCAUGUGCAAAACUAUGUAUCAAAUACACCAUCAAAGAAUAGGUUUUUAUUUUUAUAGUUUUUUUCCCUUUUUUCUCUCUCAACUCAUUCACUCCCAAAGACGUUUUUAAACGUCUUUUCAGACUUGGUCCAGAAUUGGCUGGUACUGAAUGAGUUAAAGGCAACCAAUCCUGAAUGGGAUUUUGAAGGGGAGCAAGUCCAAUGUUUCACCGUGACUUUGAAAAACCAACCCCACAUGCUUCACUUUUAAAUCUUUUGACACACUACUCACAAAAAGUUUGGAAUAUUAGCUGAAAUUCCAGGAAGAACCUGAAAUGCUCCAAAAUGAACUUGGUUCAUUCAACCUUUUCAUAACUUUUAAAUUUACUUAUCCAAUGCUUUAGUCAUUCAGUCAUUUUUUUCUACAACUGGCUGUUUUGAACAGCAAGCAAAAUUCAUAUUUCCAUAUUUAUUUUUAUUUCCAGGGACAGCCACUUAUAUAUGCCUUUUGGCGAUUCUUCCAGUCUCCGUUUUGUGACUUCCCGAUGUCACCGUCGACACUCAGUUUAGCUUUUACGAUUUUUUUCGUACAUUUUAGAUUCAUGCUGAAAAAUUCCCCCAAUGUCUCAAACUUUUCUGAGUAGUCUGUGUGAUUUGCUGCAUUAUAUUGAGCUUGGUGCUAAACACUUACAUUAAUUUAUGACUUAGGUAUUUUUUAUUUUUUGAUGGAGGCAGCGCAUAUAAUGUGCCAUGUUUGGGACAAUAAGAGAGUGUAAACAGGUUUUAUUAAAGGGUUCCACCUUUAGAGGUUUUCUUUCCGCACUUUGAACUUGCCGGCUGUCAUGUGUGAGAUUUGCAUGCGUGUGCACAGAUUUGGUAGCCCAGCAGUGUUACUUCCACCACAUGCUUUGAGUCUGGUCGCCAGUGCUUUAGCUUUUUUUUUUUCUUCUUUUAAUCAUCUCAGGAAGAUUCACGCCAUAAAUUAUUCAUUCAAGGGUGAUGUGAGAUUACAUCUUAGUUCAUUAUCAUAGCAUGCAUUUAUUCUUGUGGGACCUAAAAAAAAUCAUUGAAAAUAAACUACCGGUAAUAGGCGAAAUUGGAGAAAAACAAUCUGAACAAGCGGAAUCAGCAGUUGAGAGGCUUGAAUGUGAAUGUGUCACAAUGCUUCAUUAUUUUCCCCAUAUGAGUUCCUUCAUGUAAAGAUUAGAAAAGCAAUGAAAGAUGUAAACGCCUACUUGAGGUGAAAGAGUGAACCGCAGUCCACUAUUUAUGUACACUUGUAUUUACAGUGUACAAGUCCAAUUAUUUCAGAUUUCCAAUGUUAUGUGGCACAUCAAUGCAUGACAAGCACAUACUGUUGGGCUAUGAAAUAAAUCAUGUUUUUCUUAUUUCUGCACAUCUAUGCAUUAGGUGUAAGUUGUGUGUGUGCUGCUCACACAUUGAUUGUAAGACGUACAAAGAUUUAACUGAAUAUUGUUACCAAGGGUCUAUGAAUUCUAUUUUUGGUUUACCUCACCUUCUUGGCCCGUGCAAGAAAAACAACCUAUUGUUAUAAUUUGGAAGUGCUGGAGUUGAAGACUUAGUGUUGCUUUGCUGCACUGAUGAUUUAAUAUUGUCAAGCUUUUUUUUUUUUAAUCUGCAGGGAAAACACUUGCAAGGCAGGAAAACAUUUGAAGUAAUUGUACAUUAAUGUGUUGUCCUUAUGUUGUACAAAGGCCGAAGUGUACCUCUGGAGGUGUUACUGUAUAUAUAAAUAAAAGUUCCUUAUUUUCAGUG
Molecule: messenger RNA, 3317 nt
Organism: Hippocampus zosterae (dwarf seahorse)
Lineage: Eukaryota; Metazoa; Chordata; Actinopteri; Syngnathiformes; Syngnathidae
Gene: coq10a
Product: coenzyme Q10A
Exons: 5
Coding region: 705-1454 (249 amino acids)
Biological process (GO): cellular respiration; ubiquinone biosynthetic process
Cellular component (GO): mitochondrion
Molecular function (GO): ubiquinone binding
Source: RefSeq, a predicted model, not a curated record